UAUUUUUACCUUUUUCGUUCAUCAUUAGCACUGACGGUGUUCAAUUUUGCAGAAGUCGAAGACGAUUCAAAAAUUUUGCAACCAAUCGAUGAAGCUCUUUUUUUCAGCAAAUUUCCUAGAUCGUCUAGGCUUCAAGUUCCGCCUGAAGCUGAGAAACUUAAGCGAAUGACGAAAGCUGCAGAAGAUGAGAAUCAAAAAUCAGAAGUGAGAGCGAUCAAGAAUGAAGAUAGUAGUUUGAAAUCCGUUAAAGAAAAACGAUUGCAAAAGCCUGUUGCCGGAGUUUCAAAGAAUCUUGAUUUAUCAGUACAAGAAUCCAUAAAAGAACAAAGUUUGCAAACGAGGAAUAAAGUAGGCAUUAAUAAUAAAGGAGAGCCUUUCGAGAAAAAAAAUUCAAAAGAUUUGAAAAGAAGUGUUUGCCAUUCUCCUAAUAAAUACGCCACUGGAGUCAGCCCUAAGAAACAAUGUUUGGAUUAUGAAGUGUUGAAUAAUACUUCUAUGAGUUCUACACGUAAGAAAACAGGCAGUCUACCUUGGGUCGAUAAAUAUAAGCCAACAAGUUUGCAACAUUUAGUUGGCCAAAAUGGCGAAAAAUCGCCAAUGAAUAAAUUGCUUGCUUGGUUGCGCGGUUGGUACCAUCUCCACAUUGGUGAAGGAGCUAGUGUGAAAAAAGCACGGCCUCCUCCGUGGUUAAGUCAAUCUGAUGGUUCGUCGUUCAAAGCCGUGCUUUUAAGUGGAGUACCUGGCGUUGGGAAAACUACGUGUGCAAUAAUGGCCUGCAAGGAAUUGAAUCUUGAAUAUGUUGAAAUGAACGCAUCAGAAGUGCGAAACAAAAAAAAUUUAGAGGCGACUGUGGCCGAAUUAAUUGGAUGUCGUCAGAUGGAUGAAUUUUUCGGUAAGAAACAUCAGUCAAUUAUUGAUAAUGAUGCUGUAGGCCUAACUCAUGUUUUGAUUAUGGACGAAGUGGACGGUAUGAGUGGAAAUGAGGAUCGAGCAGGGAUAGCUGAGCUCAUACAAAUGAUUAAAACGACGCGUAUUCCAAUUAUUUGCAUUUGUAAUGAUCGACAGUCGCAAAAAAUGCAAACAUUUUAUGCACGAAUGUUGACAAUCGCUUGUCAGGAAAAAUUUGCGGUGUCAAAAGAAUUAUUGGAUGAUAUUAUUGAGGCAUCGAACCAUGACGUUCGGCAGACCAUUUAUAAUUUGCAAUUGCUAAGUUAUGGAGGGAAAAAUGUGCAGUCAAAGGAUUGUGCUGUGAAUGUUUUUGAAGCUGCUCGUCGAUUGCUUAGUGCAGAAACCUCCUUAAUCGAUAAACAACGAAUGUUUUUCACUGAUUAUACACUCAUGCCAUUAUUUGUACAAGAGAACUAUCCUAAUAUUGGUUCUUCUAAAACAAGCAAAUAUGAGGCACUGGAAAAUUUGCGUAGAGCAGCUGACUGCAUCUCAUUAGGUGAUAUAGUUGACAAGUCAAUUCGCAGUGCAGGGACCUGGAGUCUUCUUAAUGAGCUAUCGAUGUUUUCAUCGGCAUUACCGGCGGCAUAUAUGAAUGGUCACUUGAAGGUAAUGAUAAAUUUCCCUUCUUGGUUGGGCAAAACUAGUUCUACUAACAAACGUUUCCGGCUACUACGGCAGCUAUCAUCUCAUUGUUAUUCCAAGAUACCAAAUGGUCACUCCUCUCUAAAUGUUGAUUAUAUAUCGUUUUUAAGAGAUCGCAUUUGUUGGCCGUUGGUAGAUAAUAAAGUUGAUGGCAUCAGUAGUGUUAUUGCUACAUAUAACUACUAUAAUCUUCUGAAAAUUGACGCGGAAGCGAUUGUUGAGUUAGCUGCUUGGCCUGGUAUGAAAGAUCCUGCUUCAAAAAUAGAGCCUAAGGCAUUUUCUGCUUUUUUAAAAAUUUUUUCCUUUAAAUUUUAUAAUCUUUUAAUUUCCCUUUUAUAUUCUUUAAAAAACGAAAUGGCUCUCGAUGAAGAAGGAAAUGUGGUGGAUCUUGGUAAUUCAAGUGACGAUUCAGUUGUUGAGAAUGAUGAAAAUGAAGAAAUCGCUGCGCCAUUGAAAGCAGUAGUGAGUAAAGGAAAGAGUUAG
Molecule: messenger RNA, 2073 nt
Organism: Dracunculus medinensis (Guinea worm)
Lineage: Eukaryota; Metazoa; Nematoda; Chromadorea; Rhabditida; Dracunculidae
Source: the annotation of a GenBank genome assembly